AUGGGCUAUUUCUGUCAUAUUGGUGAUACAGAAGAGACAACAAUUUGUUGUCCAGGAAAAUCCAAUGAUAUCUGUAAUGAGCCACGUGUACCAGGAAUUGGUCAAGCGCAUUUGAAUCGUUAUGCAUUUGCGCCGUUAACCAAACAAUGUUUACCAUUUAUUUAUACUGGUUUAGGUGGAAAUGAAAAUAAUUUUUUAUCACGAGCAAGUUGUGAAGCUACAUGUCCUGUAAUUUCAAAUCCAUGUGCAAACGGUGAACCAGCAGCCGGAAGUGAUGGGCAGUAUUUAAUUUGUUCAACUAGUGGACCUAAUAUUUGUCCUAUUGGAUAUUGGUGUCAUGUAGGCGCUGAUAUUGCUGCUUCUCUAUGUUGUCCUGGUGCUCAAAAUGCAUGUAUUUUACCGGUUAUGGAAGGUACUGGAAGUGUGACAAUUCCACGUUGGUAUUUUGAUCGUCGCUUACGUCAAUGUGCUACAUUUACCUAUACUGGUUAUGGUGGUAAUCAAAAUAAUUUUCAAACAUUGAAAGAAUGUCAAGAAAGAUGCCCAGAAUUAGUAAAUCCCUGUUCAAUGGGUGAUCCAGCGGAAUCUUUAGAUGGUAACAUUUUGCAUUGUUCCGCAUUACGUUCUCAAUGUCCAGCAUCAUAUUUCUGUAAUAUUGGCGCAACACCUGAAACAUCAGUUUGUUGUCCAUCUUAUGGUCAACCAUGCUUAUCACCAUUAGCUUUGGGAACUGGAACUGCUUCACUUAACAGAUGGUAUUUUGAUCAAAAUUCUCGACAAUGCCUUCGAUUUACAUACACUGGUCUUGGUGGUAAUGAAAAUAAUUUCUUAACAGCUGAAGCAUGCAUGCAAAAAUGUCCAAUUCUUCGAAAUCCAUGUCCAUUAGAUAGUACUACAACAAAUAAUCUGGUAGCAUUACCAAAAUGUAAUGUUCAAAAUGCUUAUUCUUGUCCACCAACAUAUUGGUGUCAUAUUGGUGGUGAUGCUGAUACAACGGUAUGUUGUCCUGCAGCUUCGGAUCCUUGUCAAUUGCCAUUAUCACAAGGAAUUAUCAAUGAUAACGGACCAUAUACUCGGUGGUUUUAUGAUCGUUUUUCCGGAUCUUGUAAACCAUUUCAAUAUGCUGGCAUUGGUGGCAAUCAAAAUAAUUUUUUAACAAGAAAUGAUUGUGUUAAGCGAUGUCCAGAAGGAAAACCUAUUGCUAUAAUAUCACCGAUAUCAUCAUCAUUAUUGUCAUCAUCAUCAUCAUCAUCAUCAUCAUCAUUAUCAUCAUCAUCAAAUUUAUCAAUUAUCUGUCCAACAGGAUUACCAUAUCAGGAUGAAAAUGCAAUAAUUUCACAUUGUUCUAUUACCAAUCCAUGUCCUGUUAAUUAUUUUUGCCACAUUGGAGCUGAUAUAUUAACAACUGUAUGUUGCAAAGUAACAACAUUUAUGUCACCAUGCAGUAUUCCGGUACAAAUUGGUCAUGGAAUGGGACAUAUGAAACGUGUCUAUUAUAAUGUUGCACUUCGGCAAUGUAUACCAUUUAUUUAUUCUGGAAUGGGUGGGAAUGAGAAUAAUUUUUUAACAAUUCAAGAAUGUGCUAAUAAAUGUUUAAAUGAUGAAUCAAAUAUUAUUCGAUAUUUUGAUACUG
Loa loa (African eye worm) is the source of this 1633-nucleotide messenger RNA. RefSeq lists its product as hypothetical. The record is from RefSeq and is a predicted model, not a curated record. The transcript has 9 exons. Gene Ontology annotation, molecular function: serine-type endopeptidase inhibitor activity. The annotation marks the transcript as partial. Lineage: Eukaryota; Metazoa; Nematoda; Chromadorea; Rhabditida; Onchocercidae.